AGAUUAAAUAGUUGUCUAAUACGGUCGUUAGGCGGGGGCCUGUUAGCUUGAAGAAGUAAGUCCAAAUAUUAGAUCAAUUUUAAAAAAAGAACCUGAAUUACUACCUAAUUCUAAUUCAAAACCUCACCCUAACCCUAUUUAAGGCCUAUAUAAGACGCUCACUCUAAGGGAUCUGAGUCACAUUUACAGAAGGUUACUAGUCUGUUGUGAUAGCGUUUUUGCAAGCCAUUCGUCUUAACUCUCGUUCGAUUUUAUAAUUGAUAAAAUGGAGUUCCGUUUUGUGGCCGCCAUUCUCUUGAUCGCAGUGUCAACAGUCUACAGUCAAAGUAUCAUGACUCUGUGUCAGCAGACACAAAUUAGAGCCGGAUCACAUUUUGUCCGAUCACCAAAUAACUGCAGUGAAUUCUACUUAUGUAAUGCAAUGUUUCCCAUACCGAUGGCAUGUGGUUAUCGAACUGUGUUUUCUCAAUCUCAACAAGUCUGUGUGUGGCGGGGCAGCCAAUAUGAUGACUGCGACAAACCAGUUUAUGGAGGAAGAUUCGAUGAUCCUCUCUGUAACCAAUACCCAGACGGCAUGAACCGUGACCCUGCUGACUGCCACAGGUAUAUUCCCUGUUUCAAGCGUACCUCAUACCCUUCCAUGCCGUGUCAAUUCAAUCUUUUCUUUGACCCCCAAACUCAAAGAUGUAGCGAAAUUCCUCCGCCAUAUUGUCAAAACCAAUAAUUGCGUUUCAAGAUCAGCAAUUAUCGCAAGGCUGUUUUCUGUAACCAGUAAGACUUGAAAUACAAUAACUUUUAGAAAUGUUUUUUUGUGAAAAAUAAAGUUCUUUAAAACUGCAAA
Octopus sinensis (East Asian common octopus) is the source of this 841-nucleotide messenger RNA. RefSeq lists its product as uncharacterized. Bases 266 to 724 code for a protein of 152 amino acids. Lineage: Eukaryota; Metazoa; Mollusca; Cephalopoda; Octopoda; Octopodidae. Gene Ontology annotation, cellular component: extracellular region. The record is from RefSeq and is a predicted model, not a curated record. The transcript has 3 exons. Gene Ontology annotation, molecular function: chitin binding.